AUGUCUAGGGGGGUGGACGAGCUGGCGCGGGUGGUGGGGGAAGCGAUAUCGAAGAAAGACUAUAUCCUGUCUUUGGCUUUGGGCGACCUCGUCGUCUUGUUAACAUCAGUACCCUUCACUUCAAUCGUUUACACGUACGAGUCUUGGCCAUGGGGUGAAAUCAUCUGCAAAAUAUCUGAAACAGCUCAAGAUGUUUCAAUCGGUGUUUCAGUUUUUACAUUAACAGCCCUUUCAGCGGAUAGAUUUUUCGCAAUCGUCGAUCCCAUGAAGAAAUUUCACAACAGUGGGAGUGUAAAAGGAGCGACCAGUUUCACCUUCGGAGUGGCAAUUUCAAUUUGGAUUUUGGCAAUAAUUUUGGCGAUUCCUUCCGCAAUCGGUUCGCAUCUCGUAGAUUUCGAAGGCCGCAUCAUAUUCACCGUUUGCUAUCCAUUCCCGAAAAACUGGCUCAACAAUAAAUACCCACAAGUAAACGUCAUGCUGAAAUUUUUAAUACUUUACGUAAUCCCGCUGACGAUUAUUGCCGUUUUCUAUUUGAACAUGGCAAAUUACCUCAUCGUGAGCACAAGAAACGUUCCCGGGGAAAUUCAAGGAACACAAAGACAGAUUCGUGCCAGGAAAAAGGUGGCGAUAACCGUACUGAUAUUCGUCUUCGUUUUCGCCAUCUGCCUGCUGCCAUAUCACGCCUUCAUGCUCUUCUUUUACUUCUAUCCUAGCGCGGACAACGUCUACAACGAUUUCUGGCAUUAUUUCCGAAUUCUCGGAUUCUGUUUGCGUUAUCUUAACUCUUGCGCCAAUCCUAUUGCGCUUUAUUGGGUUAGCGGCGCGUUUAGAAAGCAUUUUAACAGAUAUCUUCUUUGUAUAAAACCGAAAAGGGUAAGAUGCGAUACGUGUCAAGGUAAUCGCGCGACGUCGAUGUCGAUGGCAUCUUCAAAACGGCACCAAUCUUUUUGUGUUAAAAGACACCAAGGGCGUCAAGUGUCGAUUAACCGCAAGAAUAACGAGCACAUUUUGGGCCAAGAAACAUCGAUUACACUACUAGGGAAUGAUUUCAGUUCAAAAUAAAUAAGAAAAAAGGGGAUAAUACAACGCUUAUUACAUUACACAAUAAUUUACAUUAAUAAUGUUUUUUUUUUUUAAUUAAAACUAAAAUCUAAUCAAAAGAAAACUUGCCCGGAAUUCAAGAAAAAAAAUUUAAUUAAAACUCGGAGUUAUUUUCGUUGUAAAAUAGAAAAUGAGGUGGAAAAUUCGUUCGUGCGUAUGUUGUAUGUACAUUUUGAAUAUUUACACAAAUAAUAACCGAAAACCUUUCUUGUUGUCAUUGUAUAUGUAUGUACACGUAACGUAAUAAUAAUAAUAAUAGAUUCAGGGCGCGAAAUGAAUCCCAUUCUGUUUGUUAGCCCCGAACAAACCAACUU
Messenger RNA from Onthophagus taurus, 1415 nucleotides. Lineage: Eukaryota; Metazoa; Arthropoda; Insecta; Coleoptera; Scarabaeidae. The record is from RefSeq and is a predicted model, not a curated record.